AAAGACUAUAUAAGCAGCGUGAAUUUACUUCAGAGGUUGCAGACUUUAUGCACUAUGAUGUUCCACGUAUUCAUCGGUGUUUGCCUCUUAGAGGUUGUUGCUGCGUCUACCGGGAGGGUGUGGCACCCCGGAACCAAAAUUAAGGAGAUUGUGACUCGGGAGAAGUCUGAUCUCAGCUCAAGGGUCAGCACAUGCACCGACGACUUCACCAUCCGCCCUUUGAGUGGAGUCUGCAACAACCUCGACAACCCAGGAUGGGGAGCUCCUCUACAGGACAUGCGGAGGAUCAUCGAUGCCGUUUACGAUGAUGAUAAAGGUAAACCCCGGUUAGAUGGACUACCCAGUGCCAGGGCGGUUAGUGUUGCGUGUUUUCCCAACGACAGUGACAGCACCCUGGAGGCCUCGCUGAACCAGCUGGUCAUGCAGUGGGGGCAGUUCAUGGCUCACGACUAUGCUGGGACACCAGGGACGAAGGGCAGCGGAUGCUGUACAGGAGUGAACAGCAGCGGAAAGCAUCCCGACUAUGACUCAGACGGAAAUUGCUUCCCAAUCCUUAUCCCGUCCGGCGACAGGUACUUGAACGACUGCCUCCCGUUUAGCCGAUCGCAAUCCUCCCCACAAAACACGUCACCUCGGGAACAGUUCAACAUCCUCACCUCCUACAUCGACGCCAGCACCGUCUACGGAGGCUCCGAUGAGGAGUUGAACGAACUGAGAACAAAAUCAGGAGGUUUGCUGAAAACCACUUCUGGGGGAAACCUGCUCCCAACUUCAGAGAAGACGUUUUGCCUACUGAGAAACGGGGAUCCUAAGUGCCCGAAUGCUGGCGACUGGCGGGUCAAUGUCUUCCCUGGUUUAACAGCCACGCAUACACUAUGGGUUCAGCAGCAUAAUAGGCUUGCAACUGGUCUUGGUAAAGAGCACCCGGAUUGGGACGAUGAAAUUCUCUUCGAGGAAGCCCGCAGGAUUGUCAUUGCAGCCAUACAGCGCAUCACCUACGAAGAUUGGCUGCCUCUGAUCCUAGGUGACGAUUUCUACCAUGCUUUUGACCUAGGCACUACUUAUGACUAUGACGCUUCUGUUAAUCCUGGUCUCUACAACAGUUUUGCUACUGCUGCUAACAGAUUCGGCCAUUCUCAGCUCCGCGCAACGUACAAUGUCAAGGGCUUCACCAAUCUCAAGAUACAGGAUAUGUUUAUGGAUGUAUUCUAUGCAAACAAUGGAAUCAAAGAAGUCUUCGAAGGGCUCUUGAAGGACAAUAGUCAGAAGGCCGACGACAAGAUUACUAAUGGUUUGACCGAUCAUCUCUUUGAGCACGUCCAGACAGCAAAUGGGGCCAAAGACUUAGUGUCCUUCAACAUUCAACGAGGCCGCGACCAUGGCCUCCCAUCCUACCAGGCCUUCAGGGACAAGGCGAUGCAGUUCGCCUCCGACAAUUCCAUCUCAAUCACAACACCAGCCGUCCCUCCAUGCGCUUCUACAGUGUACUCAAACACAACCAGCAUAGACCUAUACGCAGGAGCUAUGAGCGAGACCCCUGUACCUGGUGGUCUGGUUGGGCCAACGUUUGCCUAUAUAAUGGGACUGCAGUUUUGUGAAAUCCGAUCCGGGGAUCGAUUCUGGUACGAAACGACCAACACAACUAUUGGCUUCACAUCAGAUCAACGGGACGAAAUCUCGAAAUUAACGCUGUCUCAAGUGAUCUGUAACAACGUCGGUAUUGACACUAUCCAGACCGACGCCUUCUUCGUCACAGACGCUGCGACUAACAUCGAGGCCAGUUGCAGCAGCCUUGGCUACUUUGACUUCACCAAGUUUUAAGUGUCCAGAAUCUCCAGUAAUGUAUAAUCCGGAGAAAUAAAACUAUUUCAGCAGCAAA
Molecule: messenger RNA, 1879 nt
Organism: Haliotis rubra (blacklip abalone)
Lineage: Eukaryota; Metazoa; Mollusca; Gastropoda; Lepetellida; Haliotidae
Product: thyroid peroxidase-like
Exons: 13
Coding region: 55-1821 (588 amino acids)
Biological process (GO): response to oxidative stress
Molecular function (GO): peroxidase activity; heme binding
Source: RefSeq, a predicted model, not a curated record